AUGGCGCAAGGUGGUGGCGCUGCCGCCACUGCGCACGGAGUUGCGGUCGAGGCCGCGAACACCGCGGCAGAUGCCGUCCAAGAAGUGGCCGCCGUCGGCGGUGCGGGAGAUGCUGCACCCGCAGUCGCUGGAUCGGUCGCUGCGGCGGCGGAUCUGGUGGAGCAGGGGGUGGUGGGCUCGGACUCCGUCGUGCCGGACCUGGUGGUGAUGGCGUCUGGCGGCGCACUGGAUGCAGGUGCGGAGGCGAGCGACAAGCAGGUGGUGGAUGUGAAUGAGGAAGCUGCUGGCAACAAGAGGAAGCUGGACAUCGCUGGGUUCGACGACCCGUCUGAUUCUGACGACGACGAGGAGUACAACUCUGGAGAUGAGGUGGAAGAGUGGAACCACAAGUCCUUCAUUGAGCAUGAAGCCAACAAGAUCAGGGAGAAGGGGAAGGCGGCGUACUACAAGUGGGGCAAGUUCAGGUGCCCAUACUGCACCACUAAGCCAAUUCCCAAGGAUGGGCUGUAUGAGCACCUUAUGUCCCAUGCACGCGGUGUAGCGACGAGUGGGAACGACGUGAAGAUCAGGGCAGAGCAUGCAGCCCUCCUAAAGGCUAUGGGUCCCAUCUAGUCACCCUCUGUGAAGCUGGUAGUGGUACUCAUCAUCAAUAUAGUUGAUGAUGUUUAACUUUUGCGCUAGUAUGGUUGUGAACUGUGAAUCUGGAAGGUGGAAGUGUUUGUGAACUGUUAAGUAGUAUGGCAGACUCU
Molecule: messenger RNA, 749 nt
Organism: Triticum aestivum (bread wheat)
Lineage: Eukaryota; Viridiplantae; Streptophyta; Magnoliopsida; Poales; Poaceae
Exons: 3
Coding region: 1-612 (203 amino acids)
Biological process (GO): regulatory ncRNA-mediated gene silencing
Source: RefSeq, a predicted model, not a curated record